UACGGCCUAAAUGUUAGUUUUAUGUUGAAUUUAUUGUUUAGUUUCGUUUGUGGUAAUUUUGUUAAGAUUCCGGAAAAUACGGUUAUCCGGUUUCCGGUUUUAGUAUAGACGAAUAUUAUGGGAUAGCGUUAUCCAAGCGCAGCACAUGUUUUGAGUAUGAGAAGAUUCGUUCGGACUAUCGUAGGAUACGAUACGUCAAUCUAUCUACGUAGAACUAUCACUGAGUCAAUACACCUGUACUAUACUUGUAUGUAGUUGAUGUCAAAGAUAAUAAACACAGAUGAAGCCAGGAAGAUGGAAUUGACCUCAUUCAUUAUUACGAUAGCCAGAACGAUUUCGAGGCGUAUUCGACGCCUACAUUCAUUGACGUAUCAUCCCAGAUGUAAGAGGUAUGAUCUUCAAGCUUUUAAGUGAUACAGAUCUGGAACAAGAUGGCUACUAGAGACAGAGAAGCUGUAGAAGGUUACAUGUAUGACUUAAAUUCAGAUUCUGGACGGGCCAGAAAAUUUAGUGAGAAAGGCAUGCAGUACAAUAUGGAACAGCUUGACAAAAAAUACAAGUCUCUAUGUAGGUCAGAAAGAUAUUUAAAAGAAAUAGCCACUGAAGAUGACGAACCUUUGGAUAUUGUGCGUAAAAAAUACAGUAUGUGGAUGAGUGAGUUCGAAAAAUAUUUGGAACUGUAUGACAUUUUGCUGCCCCAAGUCUCUUCCCAUGAGCAUGAUGAGUUUGCUCAAAGGUUCAAUGAGAAUUAUGGUUCUGCGAAACAAUUCAAAAGUUGGAUUGAGAACUACAUUUCUUCGCGGAGUGCUAUGACAUUGAGUAAGAACACUUUAUCUGUAGCCGAAGAGUUGAGUGUGGCUGGCGAGAAAAUAGACCAAGGCAUUAUAAAGAAAACUGAUCCAGAAGCCGAUGAUAAUGUAUCCGUUUCCAGUACUGCCAGUUCAUACGCGUCUCUGAAACGUAUCAAAGAAGAACAGGUUAGGGUAGAAUUAGAGACAAGGAAACUAGCGUUAUCAAAGAAACAUGAAAUUGAGUUAGCUAAGUUGUCGCUAAAGCUCAAAGAGGAAGAGCUGGAACUUGAUACCGGUAUAGCUGUCGCUCAAGCGAGAAGCGGAGUACUCGACAAGUACGACUCAAAUGAAAAUCUUAAUGCUUCAGUUGACCAGGCUCUUGCGUUCGAGCAACCGCGAUUUACCUCCCCUAAGCCGCGACCAUUGCCUGUACGAUUUACAGAUGAGAGUGUUUGUGCAAGUCCCCCUCCAAUCCUAUAUGAUAGACCUAGACCGCAUAUGACUGGUGUAGCAGAAGUGUCAUCGAGAACACUACCUGAACAAUAUGUUGAUUCGUCCCAUUCACAAACCGUAGUUCAGUCGGUAGUUCAACAUUUAAGAAAACCUGUGGCAGAGGUAAAGAAGUUUAGUGGAGAUCCUCUAGAAUAUCGCAGAUUUAUUCGUCAAUUUCACGCGAAAGUUGUAAUCAACACUGAUGAUGACGAUGAAAGGAUGAACUACCUUGAACAACUUACAUUCGGAGAUGCACAUAAAGUGGUGUCAGGAUUCAGCCAUCUUAACGGCGACAAGGCUUAUAAGGCAGCCAUGAGUCAGCUGGAGGAUCGCUAUGGCGAUGAGGAAGUUAUAGCGACAGCUUUCAUCAAGAAAGCAUUAGACUGGCCCACCAUUCGUCCUGGAGACCCGAAGGCACUCGAUGACUUCUCUUUGUUUCUUGUAGAGUGUGAUAAUGCAGUUGGCACAGAAUCAAAUGGCGUUCUUGACUACUCGGACAAUAUUAAGAAAUUAAUGCUCAAACUACCCUUCUAUCUGCAUGAUAAAUGGAGGAACCAAGUAUAUAAGUACAAGGAAGCAAAGAGGAAGGUUCGGUUCAAGGACUUAGUGAAGUUUGUGAAGACAGAGGCUAAGAAAAUCAACGACCCUACGUAUGGAAGUAUUGCCACUGGGACUUCAAGACCAAAGACUCCGCAAAAGAUUGCACGUUCCAGCAAUGCAGUUCCAGAGAUUGUUACAGAUUCUAUACCUAAGAGCACCAGUGACACCGUACCUCCUCCAGCCCCGAAUUAUAAGUGUUUCUUCUGUGACUCUACUUCCCAUUCUCUGGAUACUUGCAAAAAGAUAACUACCAAACCUAUGAACGAAAGAGUCAACUUCAUUAAAGAAAAGGGAUUAUGCUUUGGCUGUCUCAAGAAAGGCCACAUGUCGAAGAGAUGCCGUAAUCGUUCCAAGUGCGGCAUAUGCAAAAAAAGUCAUCCAUCUAUCUUACACAACGAAGAAAGCUCGUCAGUUGUUAGUGUAUCGAAUGCCAGUACUGGUUAUGCUAUCGCAAAAGAAGAUCAAAAGGGGGAUGUGUCUUGUGCCAUGGCGAUAGUCCCAGUUAGAAUUCGCUUGCGUGAUAAACCUCAUAGUAUAGAGACAUACGCAUUCUUGGAUACAGGUAGUAGCGCUUCGUUUUGCACCGAGACAGUUAUGAAACAGCUUGGAGCUAGAGGUAAGAAGACACAGCUUACACUGAGUACAAUGGGUGAGCCAUUUAUCAUGAACACAUUUUCCAUCAGUGGACUGCAAGUAAGUGACAUUGACUCGGAAAAUGCUAUUGAUCUUCCGCGAGUGUUCACGAAGGAGAAAAUGCCCGUGUCUAAGAAGCACAUCCCAACACAAGCAGAGGUGUCAAGGUGGGAACACUUAGCAAAGGUUUCACUAGCUGAGCCUAACUGUGAGAUAGGUUUGAUGAUUGGCAGCAACGUACCAGAUGCCUACUCGCCUAUUGAGAUACUUGCAGGCCCUAGUGGAUCACCACAUGCUACAAGAACUAAGCUUGGAUGGGUGGUCUGGAAUGUUCUUCGAGAAAGCGGUACUAUACAAGUCAACAGAGUUCACAUUCAGGAUUCAGGAGAAGACAUCGAAGACAUGGUUAAGAGAUCUAUGAACCUCGAUUUCCCUGAGCGUCUUAUUGACGAUAGAAAAGAAGACUCGAGGGAGGACAAACAAUUUUUGGAUAUGGCUGAAAACUCUAUUUAUAAGAAUGGAGAACAUUACUGCGUUUCGUUGCCUUUUCGUAACAAGGUCACUAUUUUGCCUGAUAACUCGGUAAUGGCUAAACGGAGAUUACGCAGCAUUGAGAACAGGUUCAAGGCAGAUCCCAAGUUCAAAGAAGAUUACACUGCCUUCAUGGAAAAACUGUUGGUAAAAGGUCAUGCGGAACCAGCACCUGUGGGAUUUGACAAAGGAAAGGUCUGGUACAUUCCUCAUCAUGGUGUAUACCACAAGAAAAAGAACAAGAUUCGAGUGGUGUUUGAUUGCUCUGCUCGAUAUCAAGGUGUCUCCCUUAACGACAACUUACUCCAGGGACCUGACCUUACAAACAAUCUUCUUGGUGUGUUGAUGCGAUUCCGGGAGGAACCAGUGGCUGUCAUUGGAGACAUUGAAGCGAUGUUCUAUCAGGUGAAGGUCCCAGUAAAUGAAAGAGACUAUCUGCGAUUUUACUGGUGGCCCAACGGGAAUACUGCGAAUGAGCCAAGGAGCUACAGGAUGACGGUUCACCUGUUUGGAGCCUCAUCAUCUCCCAGUGUUUGCAACUUUGCUCUUCAGAAAACUGCAAAGGACAGUCAAGAACGGUUUCCCCAAGAAGUUCAGGACGCACUGAAAAGAAAUAUGUAUGUCGAUGACUGUCUGACCUCCGUUGCUACAGAGAAGAAGGCGAUUAGUCUUAUACAUGAUGUGACUCAAAUGUGUAAAUCCGGAGGAUUCCGACUUACCAAAUGGACGAGUAACAGUGAUGAGGUUGUGGAAUCUAUUCCAGAGGGUGAUCGUGCCCUAGACGUCAAGUUGUGGAGUCUGGAUAGUAAGCCACCUAUCGAAAGAGCUCUCGGAGUUUAUUGGUUCAUGGAGAAUGACUCCCUUGGAUUCCAAAUUCAGAUGAAAGACAAGCCCGUUACUAGAAGAGGUAUUCUAUCAGUAACCAGCUCAGUGUACGAUCCUUUAGGAAUUGCAUCCCCGUUUGUUCUUAAGGCCAAGUCAAUUCUGCAAAGACUUUGUAGGGAUGGUAAGGGAUGGGAUGAGGAGAUCACAGGAAAAGAUCUGAAGGACUGGACCGAUUGGCUGCUUCAGCUACCUGAACUAGAGCAUGUUACCAUUGAUCGGUGUUACAAAGGGAAAAACCUCGGCAAGGUAACCUCCUGUCAACUUCAUGGUUUCGCAGAUGCAAGUGACAUUGGAUAUGGAAUGGUAUUCUAUCUUCGACUCGUUGAUGUCACCGGAAAGAUCCACUGCUCGUUCUUGUUCGGGAAGGCGAGAGUCGCACCACUGAAGGCAGUGACUAUACCCCGGAUGGAACUUACAGCUGCCUCUUCUCUAGUGAAGUUGGGCAGGAUGGUGACAGAACAGCUGAAUUACAACAUAGAUCGAUUCUUCUUUUGGACUGACAGCACUUCAGUCUUAAGGUAUAUCGCAAACAAGAAUUUACGCUUCCACACGUUCGUAGCUAACCGCAUUGCUCUUAUCCACGAAGCUACGUCGGAAGAUGACUGGUAUUACAUCAACACUAAGGAGAAUCCAGCUGAUGUUGCAUCAAGAGGAACGAGCAUUUCGAAGUUGCCUGACUCGUGGACUCGUGGACCAAUGUUCCUCUGGAAAUCCGAACGUGAAUGGCCCGUUGUGGAAAAGGAUGUUAAGAUCACGGAUAAAGAGAAUGAUCCUGAAAUAAGGACGACUGCGUGCGCUACAUCAGUUGUUUUAGACACAAACAGUGGUGUCGAAAAUCUUUUCGACUAUUACUCCAACUUUAAUAAGCUUAGGAGAGCUACUGGAUGGCUUAUGAGAGCUAUGGACAACCUGCAGGGAGCUGUUGAGAGGAGCCGGCAGAUAAAACAGGACAUCAGCAGUUCAGAAUCUGAUCCUGUGAAACGCGACCAGAAAAUAAAGUUAGCAUUGUCGAAAGAGAGACAGGAUAGACUUCUCAAAGGACAGAAAAACCUUCGUACAGCGUGUCUGUCUGUGGAUAUUCUGGAACGAGCUGAAGCCGCGUUGAUUAAGUAUGAGCAACGAAAGUACUUCGCAGCCGAAAGCAAGAUCCUUCACCAGGACAAUGGUGUUCAGUCGCGAAAACUCAAGAAGUCUUCGAAAUUAUUCAAGAUGGACCCCUUUGUUAAAGAUGGUGUCAUUCGCGUAGGAGGUCGUCUUGAAAGAGCUGAAAUUUCGUAUGAUGCAAAACACCCCGUGGUGUUGCCUAGGGAAUCUGUCGUAUCGAGACUCGUUGUGGAUGAUGCCCACAGAUCAUGUGGUCACUUAGGAAAGAACACUGUUCUUGCAUUCAUUCGAGAAAAAUAUUGGAUUGUUGGUGCUCGCACUCUGGUGAAAUCUAUUCUUUCCAAAUGUGUGACUUGUAGGAAAUACAGAGCUCCA
Pecten maximus is the source of this 5411-nucleotide messenger RNA. RefSeq lists its product as uncharacterized. The transcript has 2 exons. NCBI's taxonomy places the organism in Eukaryota, Metazoa, Mollusca, Bivalvia, Pectinida, Pectinidae. The record is from RefSeq and is a predicted model, not a curated record. Gene Ontology annotation, molecular function: nucleic acid binding; zinc ion binding. The annotation marks the transcript as partial.